AGUGAAUAAAUUUUGAGAGAGGUGUUUGAUAAUUAUGAAUACUAUGUGAAACUUGAGAAGAAGUUGUUGUAUGACGAGAGAAAGUAAAAGAGGGUUUACAAAAUAAUUGAUUAACUUCGACACGACCAGGUUAGAGAAGAUCAUAUGAAUAAAAACUCUCUGAAAUUGAGGUUUUAUUUAAGAAAAGUACUAUUGACUAUGGUUUAAUGA
Paramecium tetraurelia is the source of this 210-nucleotide messenger RNA. RefSeq lists its product as uncharacterized. The annotation marks the transcript as partial. NCBI's taxonomy places the organism in Eukaryota, Ciliophora, Oligohymenophorea, Peniculida, Parameciidae. The transcript has a single exon. The record is from RefSeq and is a predicted model, not a curated record.